This is a messenger RNA of Cladocopium goreaui, 1154 nucleotides long. Lineage: Eukaryota; Dinophyceae; Suessiales; Symbiodiniaceae. The record is from the annotation of a GenBank genome assembly.
CUAACACAGCUGGGCAAACCACUUAGUGGCAGAGGCAGCAAUGCCAUCCAGUGGCCGCGAAAACUUAGGCUGGAAGAUUGGCAACAAGGAUAUCGGUGCCUCCUUCACGAAACACAGAGAGCGGACGGAUGUGGUUCCAGAUAUAGCUGGCAGACCCCGAGUGUAUUUGGACAUCGCCAUCGAUGCCAUGCCGGUUGGGCGCAUUGUGUGCGAGCUCUUCAACGAUGUUGUGCCCAAAACCGCUGAGAACUUUCGGUUGCUGUGCACCGGCGCUAGGGGUGUGGGAAAGCGAGGGAAGCCGUUACACUACAAAGGUGUGAAAUUCCAUCGGAUUGUGCCGAACUUUGUCAUCCAAGCGGGCGACUUCACCCAUGGUGAUGGUACAGGUGGAGAAUCUGUCUAUGGACCAACCUUUCCAGAUGAGAAUUUGAACCUGAAGCACACUGCCCCUGGGCUACUCAGCAUGGCCAACAGUGGUAAGGACACGAACUCAUCCCAGUUCUUCGUUUGUAUGAAGGCGUGCCCCCAUUUGGAUGGCAAGCACUGCGUCUUCGGCCGCGUCAUCGAUGGCAUGGACGUUGCGAGGCGUGUGGAGAGCUGUGGCGGUUCCGAGCCUGGUGGGACCGCGAUGAUCGAUGACUGUGGAGAGAUCAAAGGUUCAGGGGCUGCUGCCAUCAGCGAGGACUUGGCCGGCCCCGGUUUGGGCGAUCGCCCGGCCAAGCGGCGCAAGGCCGAGGUGGCCGAGGUGCAGUUGCUGCAGAUCAUCAAGAAACACUCCGGGAGUAAAGAUCCCAGAGAUGCCACUGGCAAAGAGGUGAAGGCAAGCAAAGGUCGAGCGAAGUUGGCUUUGGCCAACAUUCGCAAGAAGCUGGUGAUGAACCCGGAUCUCCCGUCGCAGCAGCGCAGCUUCGCGGCCUUUGCGCGGGAGACCAGCGAUGACCCCUGCGCUGGCACCACAGCGGGGGACCUGGGGAAGGUGGCGCUGGGGGCCUUGGAGGCUCAGCUGGAGGAGGUGGGCUUCUCUCUGGCCGUGGGUGAAAUUUCUGAACCCUUCGAGACGCCUGAGGGGUUUCAUUUGCUUCUGCGAGUCAGCUAGGCUUAGGGAGGCAAUCCAGCGUGCCCAGCUUCGACUGAUGGGUUAUGCUUGGAAUUGU